Messenger RNA from Ostrinia furnacalis (Asian corn borer), 4194 nucleotides. RefSeq names its product CDC like kinase darkener of apricot (gene Doa). Gene Ontology annotation, molecular function: protein serine/threonine kinase activity; ATP binding. Gene Ontology annotation, cellular component: nucleus. Bases 1513 to 4032 code for a protein of 839 amino acids. Lineage: Eukaryota; Metazoa; Arthropoda; Insecta; Lepidoptera; Crambidae. The transcript has 11 exons. The record is from RefSeq and is a predicted model, not a curated record. Gene Ontology annotation, biological process: protein phosphorylation; regulation of RNA splicing.
UGAUACAACUGUGUAAACAUUUAAACUGUUGCCACUUACGUGCAUUCCAUAUCAACUGCGGAUACUUUUUUCAAUGAAUUCAGUCAAUCAUUCGAUGUUACUAUUAUUGUGUUGAAAAUACUCUAAAAAGAGUUGGAAUUCAUUAUUAAAUCGAUAAUCGUAAUAAAAAGUGUUGGUGAAUAAAAGGGGAAAAGUUCAAAGCAUGCAAGAGGUCGAUACGCGAAUGUGGCUAUAGAAUGUUGGUUAUUUUCGCGCGGUUUCCGCUGCCUGCACCAAUACCAGUACCACUUCCUUCGAAAGCUAGAACAUUCUUACCUAGAAUUGUAAAAUCCUGCGAUGAAAGGUAAUUAAUUCACUUUCAGUUUUUUUAUGAAUAUUUCAUAAAUAGUAGAUACAAUCUAAAAACAGCUAAAUUGACAUGAUUAUACUAUUAUGAUGGUGAAAGAAAAUAUUAAACCAAUUGCAGAAUUGUCGGGGCGUCAAGUAGAAUAAAAAACAAAUGUAACACGGAUCGUUUACAAAAUGAUAAGCGUGAGACACGUAGAGCAUUCGUGUCACUGGACGUUUUAUCGCGGCGCCCGCAUCCGCCGUUCCCGAGCGCUUCGGACUACCCGUGACAUGUCAUGUCCAGUGAGAUAACACACGUAGUAAUCUCUCGUUCAAGUUUAACUCGAGAUAAACACACGGCUGACCUAUGGGAUAAUAAUUGUUUAUCUUGUGAGAUGGAUCUGUUGCGUGCUGGCCGCGUGCGCAGGCGGCAUUGUUCGCUACUCACACGCGCCCCACUAACCCAAUUACUUACCGCUUAUUGACAGAACUGUCUUGGCGGCCCAGCUCAUCGUUCAGAGAAAGGUGUACGUUUCAGAAAUAUCAAAAAGUUCACCGACUCGCAUGACUAAUUACUACUUCUCCAUUAUAAUUUGACACAGAUUGACAACUUUGUUCGUUGAACCAGCUCUUACUCUAUUAAUAAGUAUUUUCCGUAUAAAAAGACACUAGCAUUCCACUACAUAAGUUUGCCAAAACAAAAUCGUAAAUACGUAGGUAGACAUCUACGUACGUCGUUACCUAUUAGGUCCUGCAAACGUUUCCAUGUCAAAUAUAUCACGACCGCAGACUUGUGUAAAUACGCAAAUAAAGAAAUAAGAAAAAGUAAAUUGAGAUACAUAAUUAUAACAAGUGUAAUGCGAAGAAAUGCGCGCGCGCACACCGGGAGUGCGCGGGAGGGCGCUCCCACGGGUUGCCGAUAUUUUUAGUCCACGACCAUUACUUGGCACCGGCGGCCGCACUCGCCUGCGCUAGUGAUCUUUCUGAAAUUCGUUCGCGCUUAGGUACGCUCCCAAUCUCGAGAUAGACCCAGUCUAAUGUCCGGUACCGAAGCAUUCACCACUUUUUGAAAAAAAUAUGUUUUGUGUAUUGUGGUUCAUUGUGGAAUUAUGACGUUAUUCGAAUACUACGUAAUUUAUCCAGGGUAAAGUGAGUGUAAAUAAUAAAUAAGUUUAUCGAAUAAACAUGACAACAAUAAACGCCAAUGGAAAUGGCACGACUAGCCCUCGGCGUCAUCGUUACAGCCGGUCGUCUACCACAAGCGUGACACAGCUAUUGUCGGAUGGCUAUUCCAACAUCAUCAAUCGGCUAACUCGACGGGGACCCUCAGAAAAAUCAGAUGUCCCAGACACAAAAUUAAGUGCCGCACGAACCAGAUAUGAUGACAAGUUGCUUUCUAGUAAAAAUUCAGCUCUUGCCAGUGUAAGACGAUACGAAAACUCCAGACAUAUAUCACCGUACACACCUUUGCUUACCGGUGUCUCAGCGGCCACGAGGAAACUGAAUGAUGAUCGUACGUACGGUUACCUGAGCUCACCCAAAUCACGACUUGACAUAUCACCUUUACAUUCUACCUCCGGCAUUAGUGCUCUCGGUCGUAGUGACUCAUUCCGCAGAGCCCAUAUGAAAGAUAAUAAAUCAUCUCCAUUUACCAAACGAUAUCCUCUCAAGGAAGCCAAUAAUAAUGUCGAUAGCACGAUACUUCUAGGAAGUACACGUAGCCGAUUAGAAGAUAAAUAUUCUUCAGUCUUAGACAGAAUAGCCGUCCAGAAAAAAGAGAGAGCUAGAAAAGAGAAAGAAGAUCGUGAUAAAACAUUAGAACCGGAACCUCCUAUGCCUAGAGGAUUAAUGAGAAGCUUGACGACUGCAGUUUUUGGUGAAAGUUCAUUUAAACGAAACAAUUAUUCUCGUGAGAAAACCAGAGACAAGACGCCGUUUAGAAACACAGCUGACCGCCGAUUAUCAUCUAAUCAGAAACAGAAGGACAAAGAUGAAAACAAAAACGGAUAUGAUAUAAUACCCUUAAGAGAUCGUCCAUACUAUGGGAAAGAUAGGGAUAGUGUUUACAGAAGACACCAGAGACGAUCCCUCCGAGCCGAAAAAAGUGAGAACAGUGAUAAGAAAGGUAAAUUAGCACUACGACCUGUCAAUAUCGACAUACAUUCGGGUGUUCGCGAUUUGGUCUCGCCGCUCAGCAGCGAAAAGACAAAAUCAAAAUUAACAAAGACUCCCGCAUCCUCUCCAUCAAAAGAGAUAGUGGGACAAAAGCAAAUAUACUUUCCGUCCAGCGACGAGGACGACGACAAGACCCCGGUGGGAGAUCGGGUGCUGAGCGAGCGAGAGACGCGACGAAAGGAGAUACAGAGCCUCAUAAUGAAGUACGCGCACCUGGACGAGGUGUACGGUCGCAUCGGAGAAAAGGAGGGCAACGAUGUGUCGAACGAAACUGUCGCAACGAAGAAGCCGGAGCCGCUGGGCGUGGGCGACGUGGUGGCGCUGCCGCCCGAGCUGCGCGCGCGCCAGCGCCCGCGCCGGCCGCGCCACCUGCUGCGGCGCGCGGUCACGCCGCCUAGCUCCCGGGCACGCUCCUCCGUCAAGGACGACAAGGACGGACACCUGGUGUACUGGCCCGGCUAUGUCAUGGGAGCGAGAUACAAAAUCAUCGACACACUCGGUGAGGGCACCUUCGGCAAGGUGGUCGAGGUGAAGGAUUUAGAAAUGGAGCACAGAAUGGCUCUGAAGAUAAUCAAGAAUGUUGAGAAGUACAGAGAGGCUGCAAAACUAGAGAUAAACGUACUAGAGAAAUUAGCAGAAGUUGACCCAGAUUGUAAAAACCUAUGUGUAAAGAUGUUAGACUGGUUCGAGUACCACGGACACAUGUGCAUCGCAUUCGAAAUGCUCGGACAGAGUGUAUUUGACUUCCUGAAAGACAACAACUACCAACCCUACCCGCUGGAGCAAGUGCGGCACAUCUCGUACCAGCUCAUCUACAGCGUGCUCUUCCUGCACGACAACAAGCUCACGCACACCGACCUCAAGCCGGAGAACAUACUGUUCGUCGACAGCGACUAUGAGGUCGUCAACGUAUACACGAGCUCCAAAAAGAAUCACGACCUGCUGCGCGUGAAGCGGAGUGACGUGCGACUAAUUGACUUCGGCAGCGCGACCUUCGACCACGAGCACCACAGUACCAUUGUCUCGACGCGCCACUACCGCGCGCCAGAAGUCAUAUUAGAAUUAGGUUGGUCGCAGCCGUGCGACGUGUGGUCCAUCGGCUGCAUCAUGUUCGAGCUGCACCUCGGCAUCACGCUGUUCCAGACGCACGACAACCGCGAGCAUCUCGCCAUGAUGGAGAGGAUCCUCGGACCCAUCCCCUACAGAAUGGCACGCAAAACUAGAACAAAAUAUUUCUACCACGGCAAAUUAGACUGGGACGAAAAAUCGUCAGCAGGCAGAUACGUUAGAGAAAACUGCAAACCACUACUUAGGUACCUGCAAAGCACGUCGGAGGAGCACCGGCAGCUGUUCGAGCUGAUCGGCCGCAUGCUGGAGUACGAGCCGCAGCAGCGCAUCACGCUGCGGGACGCGCUCGCGCACCCCUUCUUCGCCAAGCUGCCGCCGCACCAGCGCCUCGGCAAUGACCGCGCGCGCUGCAACGGCGCCGGCGCGGGCGCGCGCUCUCGCUCGCACUCCCUGUCGCGGUGAGCCCGCCCGCGACUUGUGAAAACUUGUACAGUAAUGAAGUGAUAAGUGAUAAUUAUUUGUCGAACAUUGUAAUCUAGGUAAUAUUUUGUUGUGAAUCGGUACUUCUCAAUUUGUAUUUAUAAAAUAAUUAUUCGAAAUAAAGACUGUCGGUCUGAAACGUUA